AUGGGCCAUGGGCAGAGAGUAUCUGGCAGAGGAACUGGACAGACUGACGUGAUACAGCUUGCUCUUAUUUAUGCUGCUCAUCAUCGUGAGGACAGAGAUGCUCCUGAUGUCAUCACUAGGUUAUUGGUUGAGAGCAUUACGACUGAGGUCACCGUGCUGAGUCCAUUGGGCAAUCUAUUUAGUCUGGAUUGUGUGACUAAGAGGGUCAUCUUGAGAACUGAGGAUAUCUGCAUUGUGUCAGUCUGGAUUGUGCGAAAUAAUGAGGUAGUCAAGAUUGGAGAAUGCCAGAAUUAUUUGGCUAGUGUGAUAUCUGCACUAGUAGCUGAGAAACUAGUUUACAAGGGAUGUGAGGUGUACUUGGCCUACGUAAGUGUUUCCACUUCUGGGGACUCUACUGUAAAGGAUAUCUACACUGUAAGAGAUUUUUCAGACGUCUUCUCUGAGGAGCUACCAGGUUUACCUUUGAAUCGAAAAGUUGAGUUUGGGAUUAAGCUUUUACCUGGUACAACUCUGAUGUCUAUCGCUCCCUAUCGAAUGGCACUGAAAGAGCUUACGGAGCUUAAGGCUCAGAUUUAG
Gossypium arboreum is the source of this 576-nucleotide messenger RNA. RefSeq lists its product as uncharacterized. Bases 1 to 576 code for a protein of 191 amino acids. The transcript has 3 exons. The record is from RefSeq and is a predicted model, not a curated record. NCBI's taxonomy places the organism in Eukaryota, Viridiplantae, Streptophyta, Magnoliopsida, Malvales, Malvaceae.